Molecule: messenger RNA, 404 nt
Organism: Quercus robur (English oak)
Lineage: Eukaryota; Viridiplantae; Streptophyta; Magnoliopsida; Fagales; Fagaceae
Product: tubulin beta chain-like
Exons: 1
Coding region: 1-390 (129 amino acids)
Biological process (GO): microtubule cytoskeleton organization; mitotic cell cycle
Cellular component (GO): cytoplasm; microtubule
Molecular function (GO): GTP binding; structural constituent of cytoskeleton
Source: RefSeq, a predicted model, not a curated record
AUGCGUGAGAUUCUUCACAUCCAAGGUGGGCAAUGUGGGAACCAGAUCGAAGCGAAGUUCUGGGAAGUGGUGUGUGCCAAACAUGGCAUAGAUCCAAUUGGGAAGUACCAGGGAGACUCAAAUCUACAGCUAGAGAGAACCAACGUAGCAAGCUACGGUCGCUAUGUUCCUCGUGCUGUUCUCAUGGAUCUGAAACCUGGUACCAUGGACAGCAUCGGAUCUAGUACCUACGGCCAGAUCUUCUUCGUUUUCGGCCAAUCAGGCGCUUGUAACAACUGGGCCAAAGGCCAUUACACUGAAGGUGCUGAACUCAUCGAUUCAGUUCUCGAUGUGGUUCGUGAAGAGGCUGGUAACAACUGGGCCAAAAUUAGAGAUUGUUGUACAAGCUAAAACUAAAACCCCGA